UCGAGAGUGGCAAAACGAGGUGUCGAGAGUGGCAAAAUCGAGGUGUCGUGCGCUCUUCCCCGGUUUUGCAAUGACGUAAAAUAAACGAUUCGCAUCAUUUUAAUUGCAACAGGGAAUAGAAGCGAACAGUUUUAUACUGCUUCGUCCGGCAUGGAGAGCAAAAAAAAGAGAAAAAUCUUAACUCUGACUGAUAAACUAGAGAUUCUGGCUCAAGUGGAUGCGAAUUUGGGCCCUAAAAUUUGCUUGGCCAAUCGUUUAGGUUUACCACCUUCCACUUUAAAUACUAUCAUUAAAAAGAGAAAGUUUAUCGAAGAAAAUGCGGCUAAAUGUGGUCCGUACGCUAAGAAGAGAAAGAAGAUGAAAACGACUCCUUAUGAAGAGCUGGAGAACGUGCUGACAGAAUGGCUUAAAGAAGCCAAAGAGCAUCGUCUUCCCAUGAAUAGCAAUCUUUUAAAGGAGAAGGCUUUAGAUAUAGCCACCAAACUAGGAAUGUAUGACUUUAAAGCCUCUAACGGCUGGAUAGAUCGUUUUAAGCAGCGCAAUGCUCUUUAUGCAUCCUUGAUCAAGAAGAAUCGUCAUGAUGACGUCACGACAUCUGGAUCUGCAUCCGUUGCUGGAUCUGUAGAAGUAGAGGAACCUAACUAUACUGAUUACACAGAGAUAAUGAAGUCAAUUUUAAGUAGUACAGUAAAACCAGAAAGUGAGCAAGCAGAACAAAAUGAACAAGAGAUUUUUAUUGAUUUGCAGAGUAAUUCAAUGUCAGUGAUAAAUCUGUCAGAACAAGAUGCAAAUUGUAAUGACUCUAAUGAAGAAAAUAUAAUAUCCACAAGUCCAAUAAAACAAGAAAAUUCACCAGAUGAAGAUGGUGAACCUGAUAUUUUAUUAAACAUUCAAAAUAAUUCAAUGUCCUUGGAAGACUUAAGUGAUCCAGAAGAAAUAUUACCAGACAGCUCUAAUCAGACAUCAAGUUAUAAUGUUCCUGAAAUUAGUAGUAGUUUAUGUCUUUUGAGGCAUAGAGAAAAACUUUCCAGUAUUGAUGAAAAAUUUCUAGCUACACUGAUGGAAAAUUCUAGAAGUUUAGCACUUCCCCCUCAGCUAAGUGCUACAGAGACAUUUUUUGCAAGUUUAGUGCCUUAUGUUGAACAGUUGUCUCUUUCUGUCAGGCUUCGUCUUCAAGAAAAAAUAUUAAGAAUGGUUCGUGAAGCAGUAGAAGAAAAUUCAUGACCUUUAAUAGACACAAGAAUCACAAGUAUUUGAAUAUUGUUGUCAUACAUCUCAAAUAAUGAUUUAUCAGUGAGAAUAAUCUUAUUCUUUUAACAUUUUAAAACAACAGCAACAUUUCAAAUGUUAUCAUGACAUUGAAAUUCA
This is a messenger RNA of Centruroides sculpturatus (bark scorpion), 1368 nucleotides long. Its product is annotated as major centromere autoantigen B-like. Gene Ontology annotation, molecular function: DNA binding. The record is from RefSeq and is a predicted model, not a curated record. NCBI's taxonomy places the organism in Eukaryota, Metazoa, Arthropoda, Arachnida, Scorpiones, Buthidae. The transcript is spliced from 7 exons. The coding region runs from base 151 to 1224 and encodes 357 amino acids. Gene Ontology annotation, cellular component: nucleus.